AUGGCAUCCCAGGAUCAGAGACAGAGCUACAGAGCUGGUGAGGCCAAGGGCCAAGCUCAGGAGAAAACUAACCAGGUGAUGGGCACAGUGGGGAACAAGGCACAAGAAGAACGGAACAAGGCCUAUGACACAACCCAAGCAACAAGGGACAAGACAUACGAGACAGCCCAGUCAGCCAAGGACAGAACACAGGCCUCUAUGAACCAGGUGAAAGACAAGACCGCUGAGAAGGCGGAGCAAGCAAAAGAGAAGGCCUGGGAUACCAAGGAGACGGCCAAGCAGAAAGCAGAAGAGGCAGCCCAGAAGACCAAAGAGACCUCCCAGUACGGCAAUGAGAAAGCCUCAGGGAUCAUGCAGCAGACUGGAGAGCAGAUGAAGCACAUGGCGCAAGGUGCCGCUGAUGCUGUGAAAGGCACUUUUGGGUUGGGCAAGAAUGAUGAUAAGGAAGAGGACACUGGUGUUUAUUAUAACAAGGACUCCACCACCGGCACUACCGGUGGCACCACCAAAAGAUCUUAUUAG
This is a messenger RNA of Pyrus x bretschneideri (Chinese white pear), 522 nucleotides long. Its product is annotated as late embryogenesis abundant protein 2. Lineage: Eukaryota; Viridiplantae; Streptophyta; Magnoliopsida; Rosales; Rosaceae. The record is from RefSeq and is a predicted model, not a curated record.